Onychostoma macrolepis is the source of this 5194-nucleotide messenger RNA. It is a transcript of the gene pde2a, whose product is annotated as cGMP-dependent 3',5'-cyclic phosphodiesterase. NCBI's taxonomy places the organism in Eukaryota, Metazoa, Chordata, Actinopteri, Cypriniformes, Cyprinidae. The transcript is spliced from 30 exons. Gene Ontology annotation, molecular function: protein homodimerization activity; 3',5'-cGMP-stimulated cyclic-nucleotide phosphodiesterase activity; 3',5'-cyclic-AMP phosphodiesterase activity. Gene Ontology annotation, cellular component: nucleus; synaptic membrane; mitochondrial outer membrane. Gene Ontology annotation, biological process: regulation of mitochondrion organization; cGMP catabolic process; negative regulation of receptor guanylyl cyclase signaling pathway. The record is from RefSeq and is a predicted model, not a curated record. The coding region runs from base 122 to 2965 and encodes 947 amino acids.
CUCUCUCCGCUCAUCAUCAUCAGCAUCAUCUUCGCUCUCUUACCGGCAGCGGGAAUCCUCCUCCUCCUCAUCUUCCUCCUCACCGCGUCUAACGGUACCGGCGUCUGCGGCGCGAUGCGCGAUGGGUCAGGCGUGCGGACACUCUCUGCUCUGCCGUAGCCAGCAGUACCGGACCCCGGCGGCGGCCGAACUACGCGGACAGCAAGUGUUUCUGAGAGCUGACGACACACCUGCUGCUGCCCUGCACUCCCUACAGGAUGCAUUGCUGCAGUUGGCCUCCAUUGUUGAUGUCAGCAGCCUUCAGACGACCAUCAAAGAUGUGCUCAGAUUUGUCCUGCCAAACGUGGAGUGUGUGUUCGUGUACCUGUUGGAGGCGGAGUCUCGGCUGCGAUGUGAGGAUCCGCCCCAUGAGGUGCCACCAGAGGGCAAGCUCCGAGACGCGGUGAAGCAGCAAAAGAGACUCCAGUGCUCCGGCCUGCCUUCAGCAGAACUCCAUCAGAAACAGAGCGGCUCGCUGAGCACACCACUACCAGCCCACAAACAAGCGCUCAUCAUUCCUCUGGUGGACGGUGAUGAAGGGAAGGUGAUCUCUCUGAUUUUGCUCUGCUGUAAACUGCUGACAGAACAAGAUGAACAAAACCUCAACAUCCUGGAGAAACAUCUCACCGUGGCCUGUAAGCGAGUCCGAGACAUUCAGAGAUGCUCCAAACAGCCACACACUCAAUCCCACAAUGCACCAUCGGAGCCCAAAGCCAGCGCACAGGCGGAGGACUACAGAGAGCUCGACCGCAAGAUCCUACGGCUGUGUGGUGAGCUGUAUGAUCUGGACGCCGUCUCCCUGCAGCUCAAAGUCAUCAAUUAUUUGCAGACAGAAACUCAGUCGCAGUGCUGCUGUUUACUGCUGGUCUCUGAAGACAAUCACCAACUCUUCUGUCAGGUUGUCGGAGAUAAAGUUUUGGAAGAGGAAAUCAGUUUUCCUCUUAUGUUCGGUCGCUUUGGGCAGGUGGUGGAGACAAAGAAAUCCAUUACACUGCAGGACGUCAGCCAGGAGGAACGCGGGUUAUUGAGCAGUUUGUUGGGGUUCGAGCCGAACUCGAUGCUUUGCGUUCCUGUAAUCAGUCAAGCCACUGGACAGGUGGUGGCGCUAGCGUGUACCUUCAACAAACUGGGUGGACAGAGGUACAUGGAGGCGGAUGAGCAUGUGAUCCAGCACUGUUUCUGUUACACGUCGACGGUUCUCACCAGCACACUGGCCUUCCAGAAAGAGCAGAAACUCAAGUUCGAGUGUCAGGCUCUGCUGCAAGUGGCUAAAAACCUCUUCACGCACCUCGAUGAUGUGUCUGUAUUACUGCAGGAGAUCAUCAUCGAGGCCAGAAACCUGAGCAACGCUGAGAUCUGUUCUGUGUUCCUGUUGGAUCACUUCAGUCAUGAGCUCGUGGCCAAAGUGUUCGAUGGAGGAGUCGUGAACGAUGACGAGAAGGAGUUUCGUAUCCCGGCGGAUCAGGGCAUCGCUGGUCACGUCGCCACCACUGGGAAAAUCCUCAACAUUAAGGAUGCGUAUUCCCACCCUCUGUUUUACCGCGGUGUGGACGACAGCACGGGCUUCAGGACGAGAAACAUCCUCUGUUUCCCCAUCAAAGAUGAAAACGAAGAGGUGAUCGGUGUGGCAGAACUGGUGAAUAAAACCAACGGCCCGUGGUUCAAUCGUUUCGAUGAGGAUCUGGCAACCGCGUUCUCCAUCUACUGCGGCAUCAGCAUCGCUCAUUCUCUGCUGUAUAAGAGGGUCCAUGAGGCUCAGUUCCGCAGUCAUCUGGCCAAUGAGAUGAUGAUGUACCAUAUGAAGGUGUCGGAGGAGGAGGUCAGUAAACUCCUGCACAGCGGCAUCGAGCCGGUCCAGAAGAUCCACACGGACUUCGCUGAGUUCACAUACACGCCGCGCUCUCUGCCGGACGACAGCACGCCGAUGGGCGUCCUGAGCAUGUUUGAAGACAUGGGUUUCAUCAACACCUAUAAGAUCGACCUGCACACUUUAGCCAGGUUUUGUCUGAUGGUGAAGAAGGGCUACAGAGAUCCUCCGUAUCACAACUGGAUGCACGCUUUCUCCGUCUCACACUUCUGUUACCUGCUUUACAAGAACCUACAACUGUCCAACUACCUCGAAGAUAUAGAGAUUCUGGCGCUCUUCGUGUCCUGCAUGUGUCACGAUCUGGACCAUCGAGGAACCAACAACUCCUUCCAGGUGGCUUCGCAAUCUGUCCUGGCGGCCCUCUACAGUUCAGAGGGAUCUGUGAUGGAGAGACAUCACUUCGCUCAGGCCAUUGCCAUCCUCAACACACAUGGCUGCAACAUCUUUGAGAAGUUCUCCAGAAAGGACUAUCAGCGGAUGCUGGAUCUGAUAAGAGACAUCAUUCUGGCCACAGAUCUGGCUCAUCACCUGAGGAUCUUCAAGGACCUGCAGAAGAUGGCUGAUGGUGGUUAUAACGCGAGGAGUCAAACCCAUCGCAGUCUGCUGCUGUGCCUCCUCAUGACCUCCUGUGACCUCUCAGACCAGACCAAGGGCUGGAAAACCACCAGGAAGAUCGCGGAGCUGAUCUAUAAAGAGUUCUUCUCUCAGGGUGAUCUGGAGAAGGCGAUGGGAAACAGACCCAGUGAGAUGAUGGACCGUGAGAAAGCCUACAUCCCCGAACUCCAGAUCAGCUUCAUGGAGCACAUCGCCAUGCCAAUAUACAAGCUCCUGCAGGAGAUUUUCCCGCGUUCGGCCGAGCUUUAUGAGCGAGUGGCCGCCAACCGUGAGCAGUGGGCCAAAGUCUCGCACAAGUUCACCAUCCGCGGACUGCCGAGCAACAACUCGCUGGACUUUCUGGACGAGGAAUUCGAGCUGCUACAGUCUCAAGGCGCCUUCGGAGACGAUUCGCACCGCAUGAACGGUUGCCUGGACGACGACUGCGACAAACACAACCAAUGACGUCGCUAGGGCAAAGGUCACCUGAUGGAUAGCGUCUUGGUAAAAUCCCGUAGUUACCGACGUGGCUUUGAGGAAAGGUUCAUUGUCUCCUUUUUGCCGUUGCGAUGGAGACGGGUUUUGCGCGAUGAAGGACGAUGGAUGGCGCUGCACAGUCGGCGGAGUGUGUAAUGUUACGCAGACAUUUGGACUGAAAAAAGAUAUAUUCUCCGUGGCCCCGCCCCGUUGUAAUAGCUAAACAUUUUAUUCUAAAUGAAAAAUCAUAUUUCACCUAAACAACUAGUUAGUAUGAAAUGUAACAAUUCCAGCAUCCCAGUGUUACAUUUUUAAAAGUUGUAACAAUUACAGGUGUCUAGUGUUACAUGUUUAAAUCAGUGUUACGUUUUUAGAACUUGUAACAGUUCCAGCUGCCUGGUGUUGCAGUUUUAGAGCUUGUAACAAUUCCAGCAGCCAGUGUCACGUUUUUUAGAACUUGUAAUAAUUCCAGCUGGCAAGUGUUACAUUUUUAGAACUUGUAACAAUUCUGGGAGCCUGGCGUUACAUUUUUAAAACUGGCAACAAUUCCAGAAUUCUGGUGUUACAUUUUUAGAAUAUGUAAUAAUUCCAGCAGCCUGAUGUUACAUUUUUAAAACGGUUAACAAUUCCAACAGCCUGGUGUUACAUUUUUGCAACUUGUAACAUUUCCAGUUGCCCAAUGUUACAUUUUUAGAAUGUUUUUUUCCCCCCAGUAGUUGUUAUUUUGUUGCACAUCCUAGCAGAAGCUCAUUUAAAUACUACAAGAAAAACUAAGCCCCUGUUUUCUUUUCUGCGUCCUCAGCGGACAUUUUGUCAGACGAAACAGAUCUUUGGAUAAUUAAUCUUUUGCUUUCAACCAAUUUCGCCCCUCAGACGUCAGUUCUCCCUGUUUACACAGAAAAACGCAACACAACAGCAUUUCUCCAUUCCCGAAAUCCCAAAACCCAAACCAAUCAUUGGAAACCUCAGUCAAGCGAGCAGCGAGCGAUUAGAGCGUGUGUGACGACAGGCGUGAAAACACACGGACCCCGGAGACCUUCUGAGGCAUCUGCUGGGUUCAGACGGGACGAAGCCCGACGUGGAGGAACUUUUUGAAGCUCUGUAAAUAUAGUUGUGUUUUAAAGGGCUACGCGGCCCUCACACUUUUCUUUCUCAGGAUGGCAGAAUGUGUGCGUCAAAUGGAUCUUGCCUUACAAAUGUUUGCGUUGCCUUCCUGAGUGACUUUAAAAGAGAUCUACUGUAUGUAGAAAAACGUUCGGCCUAUCUAUGUACAGUUCUGAAGCUACAUGGAUAUAUAGAGAUAUCUAUUUGCCGUGUGUAAAUGUGUUGCACAGGUGUGACUGUAAGUGCAUUUGCCAAAAUCUGAAAAGGAACAGAAAACAGAGUGAUGUCAGUUUUAUGAUUUAACCUGAUGUCACUUUAAUAUUAACCUGCAGUAGAGUGUGAAUUUCACAAAAACUCCAUCAUAUUUCACAGCAGAAUCAAAAGAAUACAAAACAAUUACAUUCUAUUUUAUGAUUAAUAUUUUGCAUUAAAUAUUAAGCCUGUUUUUAAGACCAAUAUCAUUGUAACAUGAAUUAAAUAUCCUUACAUUUUAUAUAUAUAUAUGUGUAUGUGUAUAUGUAUGUAUGUGUAUAUAUAUAUAUAUAUAUAUAUAUGCAUACAUAAAAAGUGUCAUUAAAUUAAUGUCAUAAUGAAAAAUGACAUUGUUAUAAUGGUCCUAAAAACAUGUCUUCAUGCAACUUUUUAUUUAUUUACUUAUUUUAGAUUAAUUUUGACCUGUUUUUGUUUUUUGUUACGUCUCUUUGUUGUUGUUGUUGUUUUUGUUAGUUUGUUUUUCGACCCCGGUGAAAUUGUACUGAUGUUUGGCUGUAAAGUGAGUUAAGAGAUGCAAUUCUCUUGCUGUGGAGACCUUUGUCAGAUCUUAACGCAAAACGAGAGUUUAACUACUGUUUCCAUCGGCCAGGGAUCCAAACACAAACCUUCAUUCUUCACGAUUAACCAAGUCUAAAGAUGCUUUCAGGAAAAACUGAGAUUUUUAUUUUAUAUAUUUAUGAUAAUUCAUCAGUACAGUGUUACAGUUACAGAAAGUUACAAAUAAAAUGUGACAAUGUGGGGGAAUGUAAUGGAUUUCUGGCUUUGAGCAUUUAAUUUUUCUAAACAUUUCUGCUGUAUUUGAAAGAAAAAAAAAAAUAUAUAUAUAUAUAUAUAUAUAUA